Messenger RNA from Cynara cardunculus var. scolymus (artichoke), 1468 nucleotides. RefSeq names its product E3 ubiquitin-protein ligase SINAT5-like. Gene Ontology annotation, molecular function: zinc ion binding; ubiquitin protein ligase activity; protein binding. Gene Ontology annotation, biological process: ubiquitin-dependent protein catabolic process; multicellular organism development. The record is from RefSeq and is a predicted model, not a curated record. NCBI's taxonomy places the organism in Eukaryota, Viridiplantae, Streptophyta, Magnoliopsida, Asterales, Asteraceae. The transcript has 3 exons. Gene Ontology annotation, cellular component: cytoplasm. Bases 297 to 1247 code for a protein of 316 amino acids.
UACUCAUAGCGAGCGAGACAGAGAGACAGAGAGAAGAAAAGAACCUCUUUUUUACAGGGAAAAAGGGUUUGUUUAAUUCCAUAAUCGAUCUGUUGAUCUCUUUCUCUUUUAUCCCUUCAUCACCCUCUUGACAUUUUCUUGAAAAUCGACUUGUUUGGUUCUUCAAGUAUGGAGAUCAGAAGACAGAGUUUGAAUCCUUAUUUGGGUUUUUGAAUUUGAGAAUUGGGUGCAUGUCUUUUAUGUUUUAUAAAGAUUUUGAUUCAAAUUGAGUCUUUAUUGAAUCGAGAAUAAGGAAUAUGGAUUUGGAUAAUAUAGAGUGUGUGUCUUCUUCGGAUGGUAUGGAAGAUGAAGAGAUCCACUCACAAAUUACACACCAGUUCUCUUCAAAACCUCACAAUAAUAUGGGAAUUCCUCCUGGAUUGACUCCCGCUACAAGCGUUCAUGAAUUGUUGGAGUGCCCAGUUUGUACCAAUUCUAUGUACCCUCCAAUUCACCAGUGCCACAAUGGACACACAUUAUGCUCCACCUGUAAAACACGGGUGCAUAACCGAUGCCCUACAUGCAGACAAGAAUUGGGGGAUAUUAGGUGCUUAGCUUUGGAAAAGGUUGCAGAAUCGCUUGAACUUCCCUGCAGAUAUUUCUCAUUGGGAUGCCCUGAGAUAUUUCCAUAUUACAGCAAGCUCAAGCAUGAGACCUUGUGCAACUUCAGACCCUACAAUUGUCCGUAUGCUGGGUCAGAGUGCUCUGUUACAGGAGACAUACCUUUUCUGGUUACCCAUCUCAGAGAUGACCACAAAGUAGAUAUGCACACGGGUUGUACAUUUAAUCAUCGCUACGUGAAGUCCAAUCCCCGUGAAGUUGAAAAUGCCACCUGGAUGCUUACGGUGUUCCAUUGUUUUGGGCAGUACUUCUGCCUUCACUUUGAGGCAUUUCAACUAGGGAUGGCACCUGUUUACAUGGCAUUUCUCCGGUUCAUGGGUGAUGAGGCAGACGCUCGCAACUACAGCUACAGCCUGGAGGUUGGAGCGAAUGGGAGAAAACUGAUUUGGGAGGGAACACCAAGGAGCAUCAGAGAUAGCCAUAGGAAGGUAAGGGACAGUCACGAUGGGCUGAUAAUACAGAGAAACAUGGCCCUUUUUUUCUCUGGUGGAGACAGGAAAGAACUCAAACUUAGAGUUACGGGGAAGAUAUGGAAAGAACAACAGAAUCCAGAAGGUGGGGUUUGCAUUCCAAAUCUGUGUAGCUGAGAGAGAUUUUGUUUGUUAAUUCCCUUGGAAUGAAUAUGAAUGUGUUUGAUGAAUGUUGGUUGCAGUGUCAAAUCAAUACUCUCUGUUUCUGGUGUAGUUGAAGUUUCAGGUUAUUAAAUUCCUUCAUCUUCAUCUCUGCUGCUAUCCUAUCAAUCUUUUUAGAUCUGCAGGAGUAUAUACAUGGAACAAAUUACUUAACUUAUCUCCACCAUUUCUCUUGC